GUUUCUGCUGUGGACACAUGCGAGUCUAGAUCAUCAUAUAAAAUUCCCUGCAUCAGGUUUUUCAUUGUGAAGGAUGGGGGUCAAAGGACAGUACACCCCUUACAAUCCGCUCCUAAUGUGGCCUCGUUUCCUCAAUCUUGGUUGCUGUUUCCUCCGUCUAAUUCACCCAUGCAAGGAGCUCACUGUUGCCCUUACAUAAUGAAUAUCUUGCCGGUCUGUACUUCCUCCACUCCGGAUUCUUACACACCAUGAGCCUACUUCAUCUCUAGCCAUGUCACUAUCCCAGCACUGAGCAAAUGCUUGUAGAAGGAAUGAAUGAAUGUAAAGGGGAAAAAUGAAUUGUUUCACACUCACGUGUGCAUUAAGACACUUCAGCGAGUGUCUUAAUGUUCAUAGAUACUGGCCCAAUCAUUCCUCCCCUUCCUUUCUCAUUUUCUUCCUUUCUUAUCCUACCUUCUUCUUCCUUUGCAUGCCACUGAGUGCCUUACAAGGCAGGACACAGAGACAUUGGCAUGCUGGUAGAAACAGAUACCGUGGAGAGCAGCCAGAUGAAAUGAGGGCAAAACCAGCGGUACUGCAUGCAGAGACCCGCUGGAAUGAAAAGCAGUGAUUCACGGAGAACUGCAAUUCAGACACUCUUUGAGUUUCACUUUGAGAGCUGCUGCAGGAUUGGGGAUCAGUGUCCUGGGCCUUUAAGAGCUGGAUGGGCUGGACUAAAGAAAGUGCUUACACCUCUCCCCACGGCACUCCUUCCCUCUGGCUGUAUGUAACCCUGCCAGUAAUAGCAGCAAACUGCAGUAGAAGAGGGGAGGAAUCAAGCAAGGAGAAACCGAACCAGGCUGGGCUUCCUCAGCCACAGUGGAGAGCAUCGAAGAAGCACAGCUCACAGACACAGGACUGCUAUCCUGCCCACCACGAUCUCCAAGAUUCAUGCAAGCUCUUUGCUCCUCCUUGUUCCUUUAGGUGUCUCUGGCACCAGCUAGUGGAGCAGUGGAUGAUGGCAUCCCUGUUACAAGACCGGCUGACCACUGAUCAGGACCUGCUGAUGAUGCAAGAAGGUGUGCUAAUGCGCAAGGUGAGGUCCAGAAGCUGGAAGAAGCUAAGAUACUUCAGACUUCAGAACGACGGCAUGACAGUCUGGCAUGCACGGCAGUCCGGGGGCAGGGAGAAGCCCAGCUUCUCAAUCUCUGAUGUGGAGACAGUGCGGAAGGGCCAUGAUUCCGAAUUGCUGCGUGGUCUGGCAGAGGAGUUCCCACUGGAGCAGGGCUUCACUGUUGUCUUCCAUGGCCGUCGCUCCAACCUGGACCUGGUGGCCAACAGUGUUGAGGAGGCCCAAACCUGGACGCAAGGACUCCAGCUGUUGGUGGACCUUGUCACAAGCAUGGACCAACAGGAGCGGCUGGACCAGUGGCUGAGUGACUGGUUCCAGCGUGGAGACAAAAACCAGGAUGGUCGAAUGAGUUUUGAAGAAAUUCAGCGCCUGCUGCACCUAAUGAAUGUGGAGAUGGACCAAGAAUAUGCCUUUAGUCUUUUCCAGACAGCAGACAUCUCUCAGUCUGGGACUCUGGAAGGAGAAGAAUUUGUACAGUUCUAUAAGGCAUUGACUAAGCGUAACGAAGUACAGGAACUGUUUGAAAACUUUUCAGCCGAUGGGCAGAAGUUGACCCUCCUGGAAUUUGUGGAUUUCCUUCAGGAAGAGCAGAAAGAAAAAGAUUAUGCUCCUGACCUUGCUCUGGAACUCAUCAACCGCUAUGAGCCUUCAGACAGUGGCAAACUGCGGCAUGUGCUGAGCAUGGAUGGCUUCCUCAGCUACCUCUGCUCAAAGGAUGGAGACAUCUUCAACCCGGCCUGCCUCCCCAUCUACCAGGAUAUGACUCAGCCACUGAGUCACUACUUCAUUAACUCCUCUCACAACACCUACCUAGUGGGGGACCAGCUGUGUGGCCAGAGCAGCGUCGAGGGAUAUAUACGGGCCCUGAAGCGGGGGUGCCGUUGUGUGGAGGUGGAUGUUUGGGAUGGACCUAGUGGGGAACCUGUCGUUUACCAUGGACACACACUGACCUCUCGCAUCCUGUUCAAAGAUGUUGUGGCCACAGUUGCACAGUAUGCCUUCCAGACAUCAGACUACCCACUCGUCCUGUCCCUGGAGAACCACUGCAGCUGGGAGCAGCAACAGACUGUGGCACAACACCUGACGGAGAUCCUGGGGGAGCAGCUGCUGAGUGAACCCUUGGAUGGGCUGCUGCCCACGCAGCUGCCCUCGCCAGAGCAACUUCGACGGAAGAUCCUGGUGAAGGGGAAGAAGUUAGAAACACUUGAGCUAGAUGUUGAGGAUGAGGAUGAAGAGGAGCAAGAGUGUGACCUGGAGCAACAGCAGGAGUCAGAGCUGGAGCCUGAGCCUGAGCCACAGGAGCCGUUCCUUCAGAGUAAGGACAAAAAGAAGAAACUCAAGCCCAUCUUGUGUCCAGCCCUCUCUGCCCUGGUUGUCUACCUGAAGUCUGUCCCAUUCCACAGCUUCUCUCACUCAAAAGAGAACUACCACUUCUAUGAGAUAUCAUCCUUCUCUGAAAGCAAGGCCAGGAACCUUAUCAAGGAGGCUGGCAAUGAGUUUGUGCAGCACAAUACUUGGCAGUUAAGCCGUGUGUAUCCCAGCGGGCUGAGGACAGACUCAUCCAACUACAAUCCCCAGGAGCUCUGGAAUGUGGGCUGCCAGAUGGUGGCUAUGAAUAUGCAGACUGCAGGGCUCGAAAUGGACAUCUGUGAUGGGCUGUUCCACCAGAAUGGUGUCUGUGGCUAUGUGCUGAAGCCAGAUUUCCUGCGUGAUGUCCAGAGUUCCUUCCACCCUGAAAGGCCCAUCAGUCCUUAUAAGGCUCAGAUCCUAUUAGUCCAGGUGAUCAGUGGUCAGCAACUGCCCAAGGUGAACACCAAAGAGAAGUCCAUUGUGGACCCCCUGGUCAAAGUGGAAAUUUUCGGCAUCCAUGCAGACACAGCCCGGCAAGAGACCAACUAUGUGGAGAACAAUGGCUUUAAUCCAUAUUGGGGACAGACACUGUCCUUCCGGGUCCUGGUGCCUGAACUCACUAUGCUGCGUUUUGUGGUAAAGGAUUAUGACUGGAAAUCCCGAAAUGAGUUUAUUGGCCAGUUUACUCUGCCAUGGACCUGCAUGCAACAAGGUUACCGCCACAUACACCUGCUUUCCAAGGAUGGCAUCAGCCUUCAUCCAGCUUCCAUCUUUGUGUACAUCUCCAUCCAGGAAGAACUGGAGACUGAAUCCUGAGGCUCAGUCCUAUAUUCAGACCCAUCAUUAACCUCUCCCAUCAACUCUGAUGUGAAGGCAGAUUGCGCCUGGAAGCCUGAGUGACUUGGAACAUAGAAACCCACAGAAGUAUUAUCCUUUCCACUCCUAACUUCCUCAAAGCCCAGAGCCAAGGGAGAAGGAUAAAUCGAGGAUCAAGCUCACCAAAGGUUGGGUUAGGAGACCUAAAACUGUACUGACUCUUCAGAGAAUACUGCACAGCCCUCAAUCUCCACUGGACUGCUCCUCAUCUCCCUGCUGUAAAUAGAGCUUUUCUCUCCAAAUUGGCUCCUGAAUGGUCUGUCAUUGUUAGGAGACUAAGGUUUAAGUGGUCCCAGUCCUCUUGGAGUUUCCCUGGAAUAGUUUUGGUUUAUGGCUCUGUAAGUGUAAUUAUUAAUAACACUUUCUUUAGUGUUGGUCAGAGAGAAGGCAGAGAUGGGUCUCUUUCAGACCUAUCUUCAAGUGAAGACAAAAGAGACAAGAGAGGAACAGAGGUCUAAGAAGGGACAGGGCAUAUCAAGAUGACAACCUGGAAAAGUUAAGACAAGGAGCUGGACGAAUCCAUAAGCUGGUAGUCUUUCUCCAUUUAGCAUGCUUUAUGGAGCAUUAGGCACAAUAGCACAUGCA
This is a messenger RNA of Fukomys damarensis (Damara mole-rat), 3922 nucleotides long. RefSeq names its product phospholipase C delta 4 (gene Plcd4). Gene Ontology annotation, molecular function: calcium ion binding; phosphatidylinositol-4,5-bisphosphate phospholipase C activity. Bases 704 to 3277 code for a protein of 857 amino acids. The transcript is spliced from 18 exons. Gene Ontology annotation, biological process: intracellular signal transduction; lipid metabolic process. The record is from RefSeq and is a predicted model, not a curated record. Lineage: Eukaryota; Metazoa; Chordata; Mammalia; Rodentia; Bathyergidae.